UUUUUAGAUAAAAUUUCGAUGAAUCGUCUUUUUCGGUCAUAAAAAUGGUGUCUACUCCCUGAAGCUACAUAAGAGGCGGAGAAGAAAACUUUAUAAUAAGGAAAGCCAAGAAAUGCCGUAGAGGAUAUAAAAGAAAUUGAAAGAAAACGUACAGAUAAAAGAUGAUAAGAUCUGGCGGUGGUUCCUGCGUCACUGUUACUUUUGCCUCCGAGAUAUUCGAACGGAAACCCUCACCUGGCUAAAAGUGUCGCUACAUCACAGCGCUUUAUUUAACACGAUAAGAUAUGGACGAGCAUGGAUCACAUUGCACCAUUUGUGAAGAGCAGUACAACGAUCAAAGAAAUCCCCGAGCAUUGAGCUGUGGACAUUCUUUCUGCUCUAUUUGUCUCAACCAGCUCUUCGUACAGAACAGCAGACAUUGUCCAGAAUGCCGAACCCACAUCAGAAAUGCCUCUGUCAACGACAUUCCAGUAAACUACUCGCUGCUCAGGCUAGUUCGAGCCCAGGCAGCUCAGACACCGAAGUCGGCCCCAAAACCUGGCGUGAAUCCGAAUGGCGGGGAGUGUCAAGCUCAUGGAAACAUAAUGUUCUUUUGGUGUGUCAAGUGUUUCACUUGGGUGUGCCGCGACUGCCUAGUGUUGGACCACCCUGAGUCUCCGCGGGGCACAUGCGUGAUCAAGGCGUCCGAACAAGCGACGGCAGACAUGAUAGAAACCGAUAAUCGGAAAGUCACGGGCUUGAUUUUAGAAAUCGAGAAAAUAAUUAAGAUGAUGGAAUCUGGAAAACUUUACCUAGAAAAUCAGAAGAAACAGACUGAAAAUAAAAUAUCUGCUUUACAAAAACAGAUUGUAACAUUGGAGACCUCUUUUCAAGGUUAUACAGACAAAGAGCAAGAAGUUAAUAAGAAUGUGACAGAUAUGAAGACUUGGAUCGUAAAGCUACAGGAAUCCAUGGUCCAAACAGCUAAGGCUGUAACACCACAAGAAGCUAAGGAUAUUCUUUCUGAUAUGUCUACCUCCAGAAAAGAUAUCGAAGAGGAAAUAAGAAAUAAAAAGCAGCUUGCACUUACACUAAACAAUUUGGAUUCAAUGACAAUGAGGAGAAUGCGUGGUUCAAGGUUUGGCCAUUCUUUCGAACAAAGUCAAUUUCUUGAUCUAAAGUGGACUUCCAUGUCCAAAACAUAAGAAGGGUAAUCCUAUAUUGUUUCUUGCUGUAUCACUAACGGCAGUAUUUAUGCUCAAUAUAAGAAUAAUACACUAAUUAAAACUACCAGUUUUAUGUAGUACAUUGUAGGGUAUAGGUAGCUUAUUUGCUAAUUGGUGAAAUUGAUUAAAUAGAAAUUUUCAGUAUACAUACAUGUGCUUUUAUGUAUAUAUACUAAGACAGAUAGCUGUGUGUUUGUGUGUAUAUAUAUAUAUAUAUA
Messenger RNA from Penaeus chinensis, 1423 nucleotides. Its product is annotated as tripartite motif-containing protein 65-like. NCBI's taxonomy places the organism in Eukaryota, Metazoa, Arthropoda, Malacostraca, Decapoda, Penaeidae. The record is from RefSeq and is a predicted model, not a curated record. Gene Ontology annotation, molecular function: ubiquitin protein ligase activity. Bases 285 to 1184 code for a protein of 299 amino acids. The transcript is spliced from 2 exons. Gene Ontology annotation, biological process: protein ubiquitination.